Fimicolochytrium jonesii is the source of this 4959-nucleotide messenger RNA. RefSeq lists its product as uncharacterized. Bases 1 to 4959 code for a protein of 1652 amino acids. The record is from RefSeq and is a predicted model, not a curated record. The transcript is spliced from 7 exons. Gene Ontology annotation, biological process: regulation of ARF protein signal transduction. NCBI's taxonomy places the organism in Eukaryota, Fungi, Chytridiomycota, Chytridiomycetes, Spizellomycetales, Powellomycetaceae. Gene Ontology annotation, molecular function: guanyl-nucleotide exchange factor activity.
AUGACCCCACCGUCCCGCUCACGCACAGCAUCCGCAUCCUCCCUCCCACCCACCGGCAGCGCAUCACGGGCUAUGAGUGCGAGUUCACUGCCCAAUGUGGAUAAACCCCUCCCCGAACCGCCCCGGUCGGACUCUGGGGCGAAGGUGGAACAGGAAAUGGAGACGGAGGGGAACGUGAAUACGAAUACGAGUUCGCCAAGGGUGUCGUCGCAGACGUUUGGGUUGUCGUUGAGCUUGACGCGUCCGACGGGUGCGGCCGAGGCCCCCGCUGCGUUGUGGGCGGGGGCUGCGUCGCGGAGUGGGAGUCUGAGUGGGUCGGGGAAUGUGGGGAGUGCAGGGAGUAUACGCAACAGUGCGGACUCUGCGGUGGACGAAGGUGCGAUGAGGGUGUCCUCCCCACCGAGAUCGAUCACGAUGCCGAGACGGAGCGAGGGUGCGAGUGGGAGUGGGGCGGGGUUGGAUAGCCCGACGUCGGUGCAUCUGCCGGAGUUUGAGUUUGAGAAGAGUUCGUUUGUCAAGACGCUUGCUGAUGACGGGGCGAGGGGGGAUGUUGACGCGUCAACGGUUGAAGGACGCGCGGGGGAUAGCGUUGAGCCUGGUCUGGAUGAAAAUGCGCUGCGGGGUGGUGAGGAGAAGCCGCCAUUGCCUUUUGGACUGGGGUCAGACACGGCUUCGCACAGGAAUUCGGUGCUGUUGGGGAUAGGUGGACAGCAAGGUGACGCGCAGAAAGGAGAUGCGGGGCAGGGCGGGAAGCCAAAAUUUUGGUCGGGGUUCAAGAGAUCGGUCAGCGGAAAUAUUGCGAAAUUACGCUCGACCAGAUCAACCGCCGACUUCAAAAACGUGGCCAGUUCGCAUUCGGCGGUAGCAGGCGAACACAGCGAAACUGGGCCGAAGGAGAUCAGCAUGCACAGCAAUUUGACUUCGGAGAACAUUACUCGCAUUUUUGGAACGGCCGAUACGCACCCGCGCGAUGCGUCGACUGAGGUGCCGCCGCGGCAUAUGUCUAGCACAUCUCAGCCGCCUUCGAUAACGUUGUCGUCCCAAGGGCAGCCCCAUGGAGAACAGAACGACAACAGCAAUAGCCAUGCGGACCCAUCAGCCACGACAACCGGGCACGAUUUCCGCAAACGAAGCAGCUCGCACGUAGCCUCCUCCAGUCCGGCAACGAACGACCACGGCCCGCGAACAGACAGCGCCGCCCGCCCAGGAUCCGCCGGCCACCUCGCCACAACCACACCCUCAACAACCCGCCCAUCCCUCUACAUCCCCCUAAACGGCUCCCCACCCUCCCCCACAAUACGCAACCUCGACCCCUCCCGCCGCGCCCCCCGCCCCGUCUCCUACGCCGGCCCCUCUGCAAGCCCCUGGGUCCUCACCGACCCGCAAAAAUCCGCCGAAUCAACAAGCACACCCACCAGCCCCGUCUCCUCCUCCCCCCUCAACCCCGACACGCGGCGGCAUCAUUCCCCCGACCCCGAGACACCCGACACGGCCGAAUUACCACCACCGAGGGAUUGGAAGACGAUGGACCCGGCGGAAGUCGGACGGUUAUUGUUCGACGAUGACUUUUGGGAGAUACCUGUGGAUAAAGUGGCCGAGGUGAUUGGAAAGGCUGGCGUGAGGAGUGAGAAGGUGUUGGGGGAGUUCAUGAAAGGCUUUGGCUUUGGGGGCGUGGAGGUGGAUGAGGGGAUACGGGCUGUGGCGGAGAAAGUGUUGAUGGCGGGGGACUCGCAGGUGCUGUUGAGGAUCUUGACGGGGUUUGCGAGGCGGUGGUGGGAGUGUAACCCGGACCGGCAGCAGAUUUAUUUAGAUCCUGUGAUUGUCGAAACGUACGCGAACUGCAUGAUGCUACUCAACACGGACCUGCACGUCGCCAACGCCGGAGGGCGCGGGAACAGAAUGACGAAAGCUAAAUGGGUGCCUCUCAUCAUUGAGACUCUCGUUCAGAACGGGGAAGGGAUGGACCUUUUUGGCAGUGAGGAGGGGAAGGUGGUCAAGAAGGCUUGGAUCAAGGUGAUCGAGCCGGUUUUGAAGCGGACGUUUGACCGGAUAGCCAAAACCCCGCUACCGCAACGCCAAGCAACCAAGCCCUCCAUCGAACUCACCCGCGCGGACGACACGGGCCAUGGCCUGUUCAACAAAUCCCCCUCCAUGCCCCGCCUGCACCGCGACGCCUCGUCCCUCUCCCUCGCAUCCACAAUCUCCACAGGCACCAUGUUCUCCAUCUCCGACAAACGCCGCACAAUGACCAGCGGCCUCGGGGGUGGUGGUAACUCACCCUUCACAUUCCGCCGAAAAUCAGACUCAAGAACCGUGUUUGGACCCGACCCCACCGCCGGCGGGCUCAGCCUCGACUCCCAAUUACACCUCGCCACGGGGGGACAUUUCCUCCAAGACGGAAGAUGGGUGAGCGCCGACGACCACGCCACCUCCUCCUCCCCCGGCAGCGCGAGCGAUACCGCCCUAGGUGGAGGACCCGACCCAACCGUGCGCUGCGAAGGCAUCCUCAUCCGCAAACACCGCAACGAAGCCAACGACGUGAAAGCCAAAAACCGGCAAUGGAUAAAAUUCCUCUGCGCGCUUCGGUUGGAAGUUCACGCGGGCACGUUGGAGAUGGUGAUGCAGAAGCUGGAGCGCGAGGGGAAUGCGGGGUUCAGUGCGAGUGAGUGGGGGGCGUCGGGGAGCAGUGAUGCGCUUGAGGGAGGGGUGCCGAUGGUGAGCGUGGCGACGGCGGAUAGUUUGGGAUGGGGGGGGACGUAUCCGAGGUUGAGUGUGGGCACGGAGCGGAUGAGGGCUACUAGUGAGGUGCCGAGGCAUAGCGUCCGAGCAACCCCCGCAGCCCACUCCCCCUCGUCCCCCUCCACAACCCAACCCUUCAACCUCCUCCACUCCCUCGCCACCCCCCUCCCACCACCCGGCUACUCCCCCCUCCGCCCCCACGUCUUCACCCUCCGCCUCUCCGACGGGCAGAUCUACCUCUACCACGCGCCCAGCGCCGACAUUGUCCGCGAGUGGGUGCAUACCAUCAACAUCUGGGCCGCGAGGAAAUCGAAGGAACCGUUGGCGGGCAGUGGCGGGAAUGCGGAGUACGGGUGGGGACCGUUGGAGGCUGAGCGGGUGUUACGGAGGGACGCGGAGAAGGAUAGGGAGCUGGAACGGAAGGCGUUGGAUACCCUCCCGGGGGCCGACGAUGUGGCGACGACUUCCUCUAGGGGUCAGAGUUUGGAUGACAACAGCAGUCCCGUGGCGACGGGCGGCGAGUCGGUGGUUUCGGCGGCGCUGUCGGACGAAACGGGCGUCGCGGUCGUCGGGUCGCCUGAUUCCCCGGCCGCGCCUGCAUCCAGCAGCGCGACAACGACAACGACAACCACAGGGACAGGCACACGGUACGCGGCCUCCAUGCGCAGCUUCGUCAGCGCCAACAGCACCGAAAGCGGCCGGUCAAGCGCCACCAUGCCCGCGCUCGGCUCCCACCUCUCCUCUUUGAGUGGGGGGUACACCAGCAACACCCUCCCGCACGGCGGCUACCACGGCGGCUACCACGCGCACGGCAAACCCCCCCUAAGCUCAGCCCACGUGAUGCAGCACAGCAACAGCAUGCCUAUCCCCCGAGACGCGCGCGCCGCGAAGGAAGAAGCCAAACGUGUGAGAAAGAUGAAGAUCGAGGAGUGGAAUGCCCCCGUGCCGAGUGGGCGCGUGAUGAGUGUGUUGGGCGAGGAGGAGCAGUUUGCGGUGUGGAAACGGCAGAGGGAUAUGGUCUAUGCGGAGAUUGAGGUGCAUUCGGCGUAUAGGGCGGGAAUGGAGCGGUUGUAUGUGACACACCCGCCCCACCGCCAAAAAGCCCUCGCGAACUGGAUGCGCAAACAGCGCUGGCUCAUGCGCGAAUACGACAAAUACAGCACCUACGCGCAGUUGCUCCAUGACGCUAUCGUCGAGCGGCAGAACAGGGAGAUGGCGGCUGCUGCUGCUGUUGCGGCUGCUUCGGCGUCCGCGGGGAGUUGGGGCUUGUCGGCGGCGGUGGGCAAUUCGGAUCCGAGUGUUGGGGAUGCUGGCACUGGUGCUGGUGUCAAGAGUGAGGCGGGCGUGGUUGGCCCUGUGUCGGUUAUUUCACCCGAGGGGGAUGGUGAGGAUACCGCAUCUCAGCAAUCACAACAACACGCAACGCAAUCCGCCCAUCACCUCCACCCCGCCACGCCAGCACACAUCACCACCACAACAACCCACGCACCAACCCCAACAUCCAGCGCACCCCCGACCCCGACAUCCGCAGGUACAGCCUCCCGCCGCCGGUGGUCCUUCACAAACGCCAUCCUGGGCCUCACGGGCGCCGGACCCAACCAUCAACCGAAUUUCGACCCCGUGGAGAAGACCACCGUCUCGCAUCUCCCACCACCUGUUCCCGUAACGCAUGCGACGCCGGUGCAGCAGCAGACGCACAGGGUGCUGGUACCCCUGAAAGACGCGCCUGUCGGGGCGGGCGAUGACGGGGGGGUCUCCACUGGGACAUCACCAACGAACGCGACACCUGCAACACUCCCGUUUCGACGCCGCGCGGGAAGCGUGAGUCUGGAUAUGAUCUCGGAAGCCGCGGGCGAUGACGGGUCCAAUGCCGCUGCUGCCCCCGCCGGUUCGGCCAUACCAGCACCCACCGACCCGACCGUUGGCGGCGACACACACACCCUCGUCGCUACCCCACCGACCGCCGCGCCACCGUCGCACUCGUUCACGAAGAAACGGAGAGGGAGUUUGGGCAGCGCUUUGGGCGGUGGACCUCCGGGUGUCGGGCUGGGUACACCGUUACCGCCGACGAUGCCGACCCCCGAUCCGUCGAGGGUGUCGCUGGGUGUGGGACAUGCCGGUGUGGGAGACGCCGAGGACGGGACUGGCGAGCGGGUGUCACCUGCGGGUGGGGACUCGAGCAUCCCGACGGAAUCAUCCCGGUCCGAGGACACGCCGUGA